Molecule: messenger RNA, 6367 nt
Organism: Oncorhynchus keta (chum salmon)
Lineage: Eukaryota; Metazoa; Chordata; Actinopteri; Salmoniformes; Salmonidae
Product: peroxidasin-like
Exons: 23
Coding region: 110-4585 (1491 amino acids)
Biological process (GO): response to oxidative stress
Molecular function (GO): protein binding; heme binding; peroxidase activity
Source: RefSeq, a predicted model, not a curated record
CGGGUCUAAGGCAGCUGAGUUCAGCUUUACAAUAACUCUGCAGAUGUAGUAGUUAGUCUGCGAGAGGGGUAGCUGGCGGUGUGUUCUCUGCGCUGCUGACUCCCGAGCAAUGGCGCUGAGGACAAGCCAACUCUUCUCCCCUUUUCUAAUCGCGGUAGGACUGAUUUUGGUCGCCGUUGGCCCGCAGCCUGUCAUUUCUUGUCCAAGCCGGUGUUUAUGUUUUCGUACCACCGUGAGAUGUAUGCAUUUAAAUCUGGAAACCGUACCUGCUGUCGCUCCAUCGACAACCAUCCUAGACCUGAGGUUUAACAAAAUCAAGGACUUGCAGCCUGGCUCCUUCAGACGGCUAAAGAACCUGAACACACUCCUCCUCAACAACAACCACAUCAGACGGAUCCCCAGAGGAGCUUUUGAAGAACUGGAAAACCUCAAAUAUCUCUAUUUGUACAAGAAUGAAAUCCAAUCAAUUGACAGACAAGCAUUUAAGGGACUUGUCUCUCUAGAGCAACUGUACCUGCACUUCAACAACAUUGAGUCCUUAGAACCGGAAUCCUUCACCCAACUCCCAAAGCUUGAACGCCUGUUUUUGCACAACAACAGAAUUACCAAUCUCGUGCUGGGGACCUUCUCCCAUCUCCAGUCCAUGAAGAGACUGCGUCUGGACUCUAACACUCUGAACUGUGACUGUGAGCUGCUGUGGCUGGCUGACCUGUUGAAGCAGUAUGCUGAGUCAGGCAACGCCCAGGCUGCUGCCACCUGUGACUACCCCAGACGGCUGCAGGGACGAUCUGUGGCCACACUCACCGCUGAGGAGCUCAACUGUGAGUUGCCCAGGAUCACGUCAGAGCCCCAGGAUGUUGACGUGACGUCAGGGAACACGGUGUACUUCACCUGCAGGGCCGAGGGAAACCCCAAACCACAGAUCAUCUGGCUUAUGAACAAUAAUGCCCUGAACAUGCAUGAUGACUCUCGUCUGAACCUGCUGGAGGACGGUACUCUGAUGAUCCAGGACACGCGGGAGACGGACCAGGGAGUGUACCAGUGCAUGGCCAAGAACGUAGCUGGAGAGGUCAAGACCUCUCAGGUCACACUCAGAUACUUCGGAGCCCCCUCGCGGCCCAGUUUUGUGAUCCAGCCCCAGAAUACAGAGGUGUUGGUGGGGGAGAGUAUCACCCUGGAGUGUAGCGCUACAGGCCAGCCCCAGCCCCGGGUCUCCUGGACCAAGGGGGACCGCACUCCCCUGCCUACCGACGCCCGUAUCAACACCACCCCUUCUGGGGGGCUGUUCAUCCAGCACGUGGUGCAGGCAGACGAGGGGCAGUACACCUGCUUCGCCUCCAACAACCUGGACACCAUCCAAGCUACCGCUCACAUCAUUGUACAGGCGACCCCCCAGUUCACAGUGACCCCCCAGGACCAGUCAGUGUUGGAGGGUCACACGGUGGACUUCACCUGUGAGGCCAGCGGAUACCCCCAGCCUGUUAUCGCCUGGACGAGGGGGGGCAGCCCCCUGCCCCAGGACCGCCGCCACCUGGUCCUCUCUACAGGCACGCUGAGGAUCGCCCGCGUGGCGACCCACGACGAGGGCCAGUAUGAGUGCCAGGCCGUCAGCCCGCUGGGCACGGUGCGCACCGCCGUACAGCUUAACAUCCAGCAGAGAGUAACGCCUGUUUUCACAAAUGCUCCAAGGGACGUGACUGUGGAGUCUGGCACGGACGUCCAGAUUCCCUGCAGAGCUCAGGGACAGCCCGAGCCUGUCCUCACCUGGAACAAGGACGGUGUCCAGGUGACGGAAAGUGGGAAGUUCCACAUCGCCCCUGAGGGCUUCCUGGAGGUUAAGGACGUGGGUCUAGCCGACGGUGGACGCUACGAGUGUGUCGCCCGCAACCCUAUUGGCUACCAGUCCGCUAGCAUGGUGCUCACCGUCCUAGUGCCUCCAGUAAGUAGACAAGGGGACACCUUUGUGACGUCGUCUAUUGAAGAGGCCAUCCGCAACGUGGACAGUGCCAUCGAAUCUACCAGGAGGCAUCUGUUUGAUGGUAACCCUCGUACCCCUGGAGAGUUGCUGGCCCUAUUUCGUUACCCCAGGGACCCCUACACAGUGGGGCAGGCCAGGGCGGGGGAGAUCUUCGAACAAACCCUGCUCCUCAUCCAGAACCACGUCAACCAGGGCCUCAUGGUCGACACCAACGGCACAGCAUUCCGCUACAAUGACCUGGUGUCCCCUCACUUCCUGGAAGUGAUCGCCAACCUGUCAGGCUGCACGGCCCACCGCCGCAUCAACAACUGUUCUGACAUCUGCUUCCACCAGAAGUACCGCAGCCACGACGGCACCUGCAACAACCUGCAGCACCCCAUGUGGGGCGCCUCCCUCACCGCCUUCCAGCGCCUCCUCAAGUCAGUCUACGACAACGGCUUCAACCUGCCGCUUGGCGCCAGCAGCCGCCAUCACAACGGCCACGCCCUGCCUCUGCCCCGCCUCGUUUCCACCACCAUGAUCGGCACGGAGACCAUCACCCCAGAUGACCACUACACCCACAUGCUCAUGCAGUGGGGACAGUUCCUGGACCAUGAUCUAGAUUCCACAGUUGCCGCCCUCAGUCAAUCACGUUUCUCAGACGGCCAGCUGUGUACCAACGUGUGCACCAAUGACCCUCCCUGCUUCCCCAUCCAGUUCCCCCCGGGGGACCCUCGGCAGGCGCGCAGCGGGGCACGCUGCAUGUUCUUUGUGCGUUCCAGUCCCGUGUGUGGCAGCGGCAUGACAUCACUCCUCAUGAACAGCGUGUUUCCACGGGAGCAGAUCAACCAGCUGACAUCGUACAUCGACGCGUCCAACGUGUACGGCAGCUCACGCCACGAGUCAGAGGAGGUCCGCGACCUGGCCAGUCAGAGGGGACUGUUGAGGCAGGGCAUCGUCCAGCGCUCUGGGAAGCCCCUGCUACCCUUCGCCACGGGGCCCCCUACAGAGUGUAUGAGGGAUGAGAACGAGAGCCCCAUUCCCUGCUUCCUGGCUGGAGACCACAGGGCCAAUGAGCAGCUGGGUCUGACAGCCAUGCACACCGUGUGGUUCAGGGAACACAACCGCAUAGCUACAGAGCUGCUCAGACUCAACCCACACUGGGACGGAGACACCAUCUACCACGAGGCAAGGAAGAUAGUUGGCGCACAGAUGCAGCACAUCACCUACAACCACUGGCUGCCCAAGAUCAUGGGUGACGUGGGGAGGAAGCUGAUUGGCGACUACCACGGCUACAACCCCAACAUCAACGCCGGCAUCCUCAACGCCUUCGCCACGGCUGCCUUCCGCUUCGGACACACCCUCAUAAACCCCAUCCUGUACCGGCUGGACGAGCACUUCCAGCCCAUCCCCCAGGGCCACAUCUCCCUGCACCGUGCCUUCUUCUCCCCCUUCCGCAUCGUUAAUGAGGGGGGCAUCGACCCCCUACUGCGGGGCCUGUUCGGCGUGGCGGGGAAGAUGCGCGUGUCGACCCAGCUCUUGAACACGGAGCUGACGGAGAGGCUGUUCUCCAUGGCCCACUCCGUGGCGCUGGACCUGGCCGCCAUGAACAUCCAGAGAGGAAGGGAUCAUGGGAUACCGCCCUACAACAACUACCGGACCUUCUGUAACCUGACCUCGGCACAGAGCUUUGACGACCUGAGGAACGAGAUCCAGAACCCCCAAGUCAGGGAGAAGCUGCAGAGGCUAUACGGCACUCCCCUGAACAUCGACCUGUUCCCUGCUCUGAUGGCUGAGGACCUGGUUCCUGGGAGCCGGCUGGGACCCACCCUCAUGUGUCUGCUGGCUGCCCAGUUCAAACGCCUUAGAGAUGGGGACCGGUUCUGGUAUGAGAACCCAGGUGUAUUCAACCCGGCCCAGCUGACCCAGCUGAAGCAGGCAUCUCUGACGAGGGUGCUGUGUGACAACGGUGACAACAUCACUCGUAUCCAGCAAGACGUGUUCAGCGUGGCACAGCUGCCCCACGGAUAUGGCAGCUGUGACGAUGUCCCCAACAUUGACCUGCGCAUGUGGCAGGACUGCUGCGAAGACUGCAGAACCAAGGGUCAGUUCAAUGCCCUGUCCUACCACUUCAGAGGGCGCAGGUCAGUGGACCAGAGCUCUGCAGAGGAGAAGCCUGCCGCCAACAGCAUACAGAGGAACAGCAGCCCAGGUGAAGGCACUCCUGAAAAUCUUGUGAAUGUCUCUCUCACCUGGCAACAAAGCAUUGAACCCUCGCUGAAUGACUUCCAAGACUUUGUGGUGGACAUGCAGAAGACUAUCACAGGUUUACGGAAGCAGAUUAAAAGACUUGAAGCUCGACUGAGUAAGACAGACUGCACUGACGCGGAGGGUCGUGAGCGAUCGGACGGAGAAAGGUGGAAUAAGGAUCCGUGCUCCACAUGCGAGUGCAGAGAUGCCCAGGUGACGUGCUUCAUGGAGUCGUGUCCUCCGCCGGUGGAGUGCCAGGAGCCUGUGAAGCUGAAAGGAUUGUGCUGCCCCGUGUGUCUCAACCAAGGAGAGGGAGCAGCCAGUAACAGCCAGACCCAGACAGGGGGCCAGGCGCUGGGUAGCCCUCAUCACGUAUAACCCUCAGGGGCCCCAUGCCCUAGUGUCUGACACACACACAUACACACACAGGAGAGACCCUGACGGUGCGCUUACCUAACAGCCACCUGCACCCAAUUGCCUCGUUUUUUAAAUCGUUUUUAGAAAAAUCAUAAUUUGUAUUAUUUUGUUAUUUUGAUUGUCAUGUCCCCAUGGCCAACGAACUGCCUGAGGCUUGGUUUCAAAUCCACUGGCAACAGGAGAGCAAUCACUAUGGAUCUGCUUCCUUCUGGAAGGAUGAAUGGAUGGAUGAAUAUUUGGAUGGAUGGACAGAUGGAAAACCCCCCUUCCUCACUCAGGGGCCUCCCAUACAGGGCCUCAGAUAGAGGUCUCUGAUCUGAAGUGUUACCUCACCACUGCAUUUGAAGGCCCCACAAAGUGGCUGAAACAAAUUUGUUGUGAAAACAGGUGGAAAUGGCACUGCAGCCAUUAGAUCGACCAUGGGUCGGCCAUGUUGUCUCAAAACGCUUUCUCAGGUUAGAGAUGCCGAAAAAACUGGUGCUAAUUUUCCCCUUUGUCUUAAUGAUUUAGUCACUAAAUACAACCCUUCAAAGUAUUAUUAUUAUUAUUUUUUACAAUAUGCAAAGCAACAAAUAUACACUCAUUAUGUGCCUUUUGUUCUUAAAAAAAAUCACAUUUGAGACAUUUUAUGUACUAAAUUACUUCUGCUUUUCAAAAUGUUUAUGGUGCUUUAUAUCAUAUUAUGAAUAUGUAUUUUCCCUUUUGUAUCACCUGCUAACAUAUGAAGAUAAUGUGAAGCCCUACAAAAACCUUUUACAAUUCAAAGAUGUCUACUGAUUUUUACCUUAUCACAUCUGUCUUCAAUGGCAACUGUUGGUGAACUAAAUAACAUCUGGUAUUUAGAUAUGUUAUCUCCUCUCCUCAAGGCAAUGUCAAACUUUUACAAACUUGAGGGGUGUUGGUUGGAUUUGGGGCUUGGUGUUGGGUUGGAAGGGGAGAUGUUCCUAUUUGGCUCAACCGCUCUUUACUAGAAGGCAUAAUACAUUUUUUCUCUCAAGGUGUAAUGCUUUUUCACACUCCAUGUAGUUAAAGCAGUGAAAGGCCAUUUGUUACCACUGUAGAGAUGUAGUCAUUUUUGUCCCAACGUUUUCAGUGUCUCCUGCUAACCUACCACAGCAGUACUCUGUCCUACCCCCAGUGUCCCGUCUACCCCUCUCUACAGCAUUAGCCCAUACUCACACAUAUACAUUAAAGGACUGCAGCCAUACCUCCCUAACUAUCUCGUGCUCUCAUAACCGAACCCACAGCUUCUCAGCUCCACUCACAUGCAUUCCUUUCCUCCUUCCCAAGCACUCAGCCCAUAUGAUGUAACUAUUCUCCUCUGUGUGCUGGAGAGUUGUGUGUGUGUGACCGAUCACCAGGUCUCUGUAGUUUUAAUGCAGGUGAGAAACCUUGCCUGGCUCUCAUCUCUUAGGUUCCUAGGAGACGAUGGAUAUGGAGGUGAGGUGACAUCAUUUGGCCGGGUGUGUGAAGCGCAGACGUCUACCUCUCUGAACCCCAUUCCUCUCUAAUGCAAGCCAGAUGGGAGGGGAGGGUGGAAUGGGAGAUGGUGUCAAUCAAAUAUCUGGUGCUGCUUUAUUUUCUGGAGGCUCCCUACUGUUACAAAUCAGGCAACAGAGUGUUUCCCAUUGACACACACGCACACACACACACACACACACACACACACACACACACACACACACACACACACACACACACACACACACACACACACACACACACACACACACACACACACAG